AUGUCGUCUGCUUCCCAAGCUGCCAAAGCUGCCAAGCUAAUUGCUGAUAGGUUAGCUAUUAUGCGAGAGGUGAGAAGUACCAACAUUAGGAAGUUCAAAGCCACCGUUGACCAAAUGAUUCACGCCAAUGAGUUUGCCCGUGGGGAGUGUAUCGUCUCCACCAUUGCAAAGGGAGUUGCAAGAUCCUUUGGCCUGUCACCAAAUGUUGUGGAGAUAGUUCCCAUGCAUAAUAACUGGGCAUCAGCAGAAUUCAUGCACACCGUCUUCACACCAAUGCCACCACCACAAGCAAAAGGAGAGAAGAUACAACCUCCUGUCAAAACCGUGACAGUUUUCAAGGUGAUCAAAGCAAGUGGCAAGAUAAAAUUAAGCGUGAGUAUCUUCCCACUUCAGAGAUUGAAACCAACUUGGAAGAUGAUAAGUAUUAAGGAAAAGCCCAAAGAGCAGAAGAAGGCCCAACUGGUAGAGGCCCAAGCUUUGUCUUCGUGUGUUUCAACGUUUAACGGUAACAAGAUGGAGAAGGGAAAUACAGCUGGUCGUAGUACGGUAAAGCAAGAGAAUCUUAUCCAGCUACACAACAGAUUUGGAGCUCUUGGAUCUCGUGCAGAGACGUGUCACUAA
Molecule: messenger RNA, 621 nt
Organism: Eruca vesicaria subsp. sativa (arugula)
Lineage: Eukaryota; Viridiplantae; Streptophyta; Magnoliopsida; Brassicales; Brassicaceae
Source: the annotation of a GenBank genome assembly